Messenger RNA from Pseudomassariella vexata, 1542 nucleotides. RefSeq names its product major facilitator superfamily domain-containing protein. Lineage: Eukaryota; Fungi; Ascomycota; Sordariomycetes; Amphisphaeriales; Pseudomassariaceae. The transcript is spliced from 4 exons. Gene Ontology annotation, molecular function: transmembrane transporter activity. The record is from RefSeq and is a predicted model, not a curated record. The coding region runs from base 1 to 1542 and encodes 513 amino acids. Gene Ontology annotation, biological process: transmembrane transport.
AUGGGACUGGAGGACCAGCUGGCUGGUUAUCCUAAGGGCUUGAGGUUGUUUGCGUUGACUUUUGCGUUAGUGUUGGCUAUGUUUAUGUUAUCUCUGGAGAUGACGAUUGUUUCAGCUGCAAUUCCAAAGAUCACCGAUGACUUUGGGACACUGAGCAUGGCCUCCUGGUACGCGUCGAUAUAUUUCACCUUUGCUGCCGCUUUCAAGGGUGUAUGGGGAAAAGCGCUCAGAUACUUUCCCCUGAAGCCGACGUUUCUUUUCGGUCUGUUUUUGUUUGAGAUUGGUUGCUUGAUUUGUGGACUAGCACCGAGUCCGGUAGCCAUGGUCGUCGGGCGCGCCAUCUCGGGCCUUGGGGGAGCUUGCCUCGGUACUGGCGUUUUCACUUUCAUCGGCUUCGCCGCUCCACCACGGCAACGGGCAACAUACACAGCUAUCGUAGGGACCACUUAUGGAAUUGCCAGCAUUAUUGGACCUUUGAUCGGGGGCGUUUUUACCGACCAGGCCUCUUGGCGCUGGAUCUUCUUCAUAAACCUCCCCAUUGGUGCAGUGAGUGCGAUCAUCAUAGCAUUUUACUACGUGGCGCCCAAAUCGGCGACUCCGAUUGAAGCACGCCCCAGCGAGAAGCUACGGCAUCUCGAUCUGGGCGGAGCUUUCCUUCUUCUCGGGGCCAUCGUCUGCUUCCUUCUCGCCAUGGAGUCGGGUGGCCAAUCUGCCCCCUGGAACUCGUCCCAAGUCAUCUGCCUUCUGUGUGGUUUUGGCAUCCUCCUGAUUGUCUUCGGAUAUGUGGAAUACCUCCAAGGAGAGAAGCCCAUGAUCAUACUCCGGCUGCUCAAGGACCGCUGCAUCUACAUCUCAUGCAUUGUCUCCUUCUUUUUCGCGGGCGCUUUCUACACGCUCAUUUACUACCUGCCGCUGUACUUCCAGACUGUGUCUGGAGUCAGUGCCACUGAUUCGGGCCUUCGCACUUUACCCCUGAUUAUUUCUCUGACCAUAUCUACUGUUGUUGGUGGUAUCUUUGUCAGCAAAACAAGACUUUCGACGCAGGUGCUCAUCGUUGGAAUGAUUUUGAUGACCACCGGUUGCGGGCUUUUAUACACCCUCGACGCAGAAACUGUAUUUGGCAAUUGGAUCGGCUAUCAAGUCCUCACGGGUAUCGGAGCCGGGCUUGCAGUCCAGAUGCCCGUCAUUGCAUCCGCGGCUGCCGUCGGGAACGUAGACAUGUCGGUGAGCGGCAUGGUUCUCAUGUUCCAAACCCUGGGAGGCGCCAUUUUCAUCAGCGCUGCGCAGUCGGCAUUCGUGAACACUCUCAUUCACAGAGUGACGGACUCGGUCCCUGGCGUUGAUCCUCAGCAGGUGGUCAAUAUGGGCGUCACGCAGAUUCGAGAGGCAUUCCCAGCCGAACAGGCUAAUGGUAUCAUUGCCGCCUAUACGGCUGGGUGGCGGGUUGGUGUCGUGAUUGCUAUUGUUGGGUCCGCUUGUGCAACCGUUGCGAGUUUUGGCAACAGGUGGCAUCGAAUCGGGAGAUGGGCGAGUGGAAGCUAG